AUGGAAUAUAACAAAAAAAAUGAAAAUGAACAAAAUACAGUUAAUUCAGAAAAAAAUAAAAAUGAAACAAAGGAAAAGAAUUUAAGAAAUUUUGAAAACACAUUCAUUUAUGAUUGGAAGAAAGCUUUAAAACGAGUAGAAGAAGGUAGAAAAUGUUGUGAACAUUUAAGCAAAAUAUUUGUUGAAAUUAUUCGUAUAGAAAAAGAAUAUGAAAGUAAUUUAAGAAGUUUAUGUAAUAUAUUUAAAGAAUUUAACAGUGAAUCGUCAGGUAUUAAAAGUGGAAUUAUUAGUUUAAAAAAAAAUAUUGAAAGGAGAUGUGAACAAAUUAAAGAUUUUGUUAAUUACAUUGAAUGUGAAAUAUUAAAUAACACAUUAAAUACCACUUUAGUUAAUCAUAAAAAUGUCUUUGAUCAAAUAAAAAUUGAUGGUAUUGAAAAUGAAAAAAUAGUAGAAAAAACAAAAAAAGAAAGUGUAAAAUAUAUUGAAAAUUGUGUAAAUGCAUAUGAAGAAUUAAUGGAGUCUAUUAAUGUUUUUCAUAACAGUGCAUAUUAUCAUCCUAUAAAAAGAAUAGAAUUAUCAAAUGUGUGUAUAAAUAAAUACCUAGUAGCUAAAAAGAAAGAAUAUGAAUAUAAAAACACAAUAAAUAUUAUAAAUGAAGUUGAAUUAAAAAAAGAAAAAAGAUUGAAAAGUAUUUUAUAUUCACUUGAAUCAAUGGAUUAUAAAAGAAUUUCAUGUAUAAAAGAUAACAUUAUGAAAUAUUUAAUUUUUUUUACCUCAUAUAUAAGAAAUGUUCAAUAUGAUCUUAAUAACUGCAUAGAUAUAUUCAAAGAUAUUAAUCCAUAUGGAGAAAUAGAAGAAUAUUGUCUAUCUUAUAAUAAAAAAUUUAAAAAUGAAAUUGAAGAUAUAAUAUUUUUUAAUAAUAUAGUCUCAUGGCCUAUGUUAAUUGAUUACCUAAAUGAAUUAAAUUAUGUCAAAAAAAAUGGCUCUCUUAAUAAUUAUGAAGAUAUUUCAAUAGAUAAUGAUUAUUUAAAUAAUACCAAAAAUAAAUAUAGAAAUUUAAUUUCUACAUUUUUUAAUGUUGAUGUUUACAAAAACUUUAUUCAAAAUAAUAGUAAAAAGAGUGCACAAAAUUUUAAUAGUAUAUACACAAACAUUUUUAAUGAAAUUAUUUUUUUUAAUAAAAAAGAAAGUAAUGAUGAUGAUUUUAAAGGAGAAAAUGAAGACAAUAUAUCAUUGCAUGAAGAAAAUGAAGGUAAUUGUUUAAAUUUAUAUGAAGAAAUUGAAAAAGAACAUGAAAAUUAUUAUAAUGAUAAAGAGUUUCGUAAAAGAGAAAAUAUAAUAAUGAAUGAUGGUAAAGAUGUAAUAAUGAAUGAAAGGAAAGAUAUAAUAAUGAAUGAAAGCAAAGAUAUAAUAAUGAAUGAAAGUAAAGAUGUAAUAAUGAAUGAAAGAAAAGAUAUAAUAAUGAAUGAAAGAAAAGAUAUAAUAAUGAAUGAAAGUAAAGAUAUAAUAAUGAAUGAAAGUAAAGAUAUAAUAAUGAAUAAAAGUAAAGAUAUAAUAAUGAAUGAAAGCAAAAAUUUUGAACUGGAUGAUAUAGAUACUCAUAAACAAGGGAAUUUGUUUAUGAAUACCGAUAGAAAUAUAAAUGAAUAUAUUAACGUAGAAAAAAAAUUAUAUACGGAUGUAAAUUUUGAGAGAAAAGAAAAAGUAUGUGAAGAAAAUGAUACAUCUAUUAAAUAUAAUUCGUUAAAUAAAAGUGAUAUAGAUGAAAAAGGUAAAAUAAAUGAAAAUGAACAGGAUAACUUAAAUAAUAUAUAUGAAAAUUCUGGAAAAGAAUUUAUUAAAAGUGAAUGUAAUAGAAAAAAUAAAUAUAUAGAGGAAAAAAAAAAAAAUGAAAAUAUCAAUUUUAGUACUGAGAACAAUGAUAAUAGUAGUAAUAUUGAUUCAAAAGGUUAUAAAUACGAUUGCUUUAGUGGUAAUACAGAUGAUGAAUCUGAUUAUAGCUAUUCUUUAAUAAAAAACCUACAUGAGAAAAAAAAAAAAGAUAGCUCAAGUAGUGUUAGCAGUGAAAAAAAUAAUUUUGAUGGUUUAUUAGGUAAUGUGAAUAAUAAUUUAAAAAAAAUGGGAAUUUUUUUUCAUUUCUAUUUAAAAAAUUUAUUUAUGGGUAAUUUUGAUAAGAUAUCAGAAUUUAACAUUACAAAAUAUUUUAAUGUGUAUAAUAAUAGAUUUGUAUUUUGCGAAUGUUUAAUAGAUUUAAUUAAAAAGAAAAGAAUAAAUUUUAUUUUUCUUAAGAGUAUAGUUUUACUUGCAAAAAUAAUCUUAAUAUUUUUAGACUACUGUAAUUUAUACGUAGAUUACUGGUCAUCCAUUUAUAUUUUGAUUGCAGCAGAAAAUUUUUAUUUUGAAAUUGAAAAUGAUAACACUAUUAAUGUGAAUUUAUUAUUGCAAAAGUAUUCUCUUUUUGAAAAAAAAAAAAAUUCCUUAUCAAAUAAAAAUAUAGAUAUAUUAAACAAUAAAAAAACUAGUGAUAUGAAUUUAAUAAAAAAUACAAAAGAAAAAUAUUUUUCUGAUGAAAAUGGAAACUCUAAAAAUAUUUCUUUUAAUACAAAGAAUGUAAAAAUAUUUUCUAAAGUUAAUCAAAUGUAUCCAAAAAGUAAGAGUGUUAUAAAUAUAUAUGAAUGUAAUAAAAAUGAAAAAAAUGAACUAAAUAACGAAAGUGAUGUAAAUUUAAAUGAUUUUAAUUUAAAUAAUAGAAACAAAAAUUGCAUAAAAGAAGUAAGUGAAAAAUAUAUAAAUGAGAAUGUAAAUAUAAAUAGUACAUAUGAAAAUAUGAAUGAUAGAUAUAUAGAAGAUGAAGAAAAAAUAAAUGUAAAUACAAAAAAUCCUCUUAAUGAAAAUGAUGAAACUUAUAAUAAAACUAUAAAUAACACAUUAGAAGAAAACAUCAAAAAUGAAACAAGUAUAAAAAGUGAAUAUAUUAAUGAUUCAAAUGAUAGCAAAAAGCAAAAAAUAUUUUUACAUAAAUUUUUAUAUUCACAUAACUUUUGGAACAACAUAAAAUUCUGGGAAGUUAGUUUUUUAGUUAUAAUAUCAGAAAUAAUACAAGAAAUUAUUUUAUUGGAAAAAUUACGCUACGAAAAUAAAGAAUCAUUAAUUAAAAAAUAUUUCUUUUUUUUUAAAUAUUUUAAUUUUUAUAAUAGUAUGAUUCAUUUCGGUUUAUCUAUUAAUCAAAUUGGCUUGUUACUAAAUAAAAUAUUUCAUUAUUUUAACUUGAAAAAUGAUCCUAUUUCUAGAAAAUAUUUUUUUCAGAUAAUUGAUAUAGCUACUAAUAAAAAUAUUACCUUAAAUUAUAUUAAAAUGGAUGUAAAUAAUAUAAAUACAGAAUAUAAAAAAUAUUAUCUUCAACAUUAUAAUAACUUUUUGAAUGAUGAAAAUAAAAAAACUAUGAGAAAAUCUUAA
Plasmodium gallinaceum is the source of this 3456-nucleotide messenger RNA. RefSeq names its product conserved Plasmodium protein, unknown function. The record is from RefSeq and is a predicted model, not a curated record. The coding region runs from base 1 to 3456 and encodes 1151 amino acids. The transcript is spliced from 2 exons. NCBI's taxonomy places the organism in Eukaryota, Apicomplexa, Aconoidasida, Haemosporida, Plasmodiidae.